Molecule: messenger RNA, 2437 nt
Organism: Cornus florida
Lineage: Eukaryota; Viridiplantae; Streptophyta; Magnoliopsida; Cornales; Cornaceae
Product: F-box/kelch-repeat protein At3g06240-like
Exons: 3
Coding region: 151-1500 (449 amino acids)
Molecular function (GO): protein binding
Source: RefSeq, a predicted model, not a curated record
AAAAAAACCCACGCACCAUCUAGGGUUUUAUCGUCUUUGUCUAACUCUUACUCUCUCUCUAGAAGACCAAAAAAUCUUAACUAGUCGGCCAUAGUUCAUUCCUCGGAAGAAUUUAGGGUUUUGUUUGUUCAAGAGACGAAUUGCAAGAAAAUGUCAGAUUUCUUACCUCUUGAUGUGGUGAUCGAUAUCCUCACUAGACUACCGGUCAAAACCCUCAUCCGGUGUUCUUGUGUCUGCAAAUCAUUGUAUUCCUUGGUCACAAACCCUAGUUUCAUCACCAAACACCUCAACGCAAACAACAACAACAACAACAACAACCUUCUACUAAUUCGAAGGUGCUCUAGUGACCGUGAUGAAGAUGAGUAUGACGCCGAUGCCGAAGAGCACUACUCGGUACUACGUUGCGAAAACAAAAUCUUAUGUGAUUAUGCAGAGUUUGAGCUCCCAGUUUAUAGCUUUGACAACAAUUAUUUCAGAAUAGUGGGUAGCUGCAAUGGGGUUGUAUGCCUUUCCAAUGAUUUGGUCUUUUACAGGAACCAUAUUUACCUAUGGAACCCGUCCAUUCAAAAGACGAUGGCCCUUCCGCGCCCUCGUAUCACAUUUGGUAAACACGGUUGUCAUAUGCAUAGCAUUGGAUUUGGCUUCGAUUCCGUGACCGAUGACUACAAGGUUGUCAGGAUUGUGUAUCUGCUGAAAGUACUCGAUGGUUAUGUAACUCCUCCGGAGGUUGACAUUUUCAGUCUGAGCACAGGCAGAUGGCGGAACAUCAGCCAUUUAGGUCUUAAACAUCUCAUCCGCGAGUUGGCUCCCCAGGCUUUUCUGAAUGGGGCUGCACAUUGGCUUGCUGACAAUGGGUCAGAAAAGAGCCACUUGAUCGUGUCAUUCCACAUGGGUGAUGAGGUAUUUGGAGAAAUCAAGGUGCCCGAUGGCGCAGUUAAUACCCGCUGGACGCUAGGGGACCGUGUUGAUAAGUUUCAAGAAUCACUUUCUCUGAUCCAUAUGGAGGAUACUGGUGACAAAUUUGUUUGUUGCAUAUGGGUGAUGAAGGAGUAUGGCAUGCCAGAGUCUUGGACUCGACUGUUUAAUAUUAAUUUAAGUGGAGUAUUAGGCAAGCGCGUAGCUGGCUUUACUAGGAAUGGUCAAGUUCUAUUUGGGAAAAAAUCUGGGCAUCUCUUGGUUUAUGAUCCCGAAGCCAAAAAAGUAAGGCAUAUUCAUUUUCGUGGAUCAACAGAUUCAUGGGAUAUGGACUCAUUUUAUGCUGAUGUUUAUACUGAGAGCGUAGUUUUAGUCACUUGUAAGCAGUCACCUGAUUUGCUUGAAGAAACAAGAGAGGAAAAACAAUGCGGAGAAAACAGUGAAAACAUUUUUGAUUUGGCUUUCUUGUAUACUCUCCAGGCAUUGGAGAAAAAAAUGAAAAUAGGAGCAAAACCAAACAAGAAAGGGAAAGAAGAGGGGUGGAAAAUCAAAUUGAGGAAGCCAUUCAAGGUGAAGAACUGUUGAAAGACUGGAAGUGGACUCAAUCUUACAGUGCAGAUUCAACCACAUGAUCCUGUUAAGUGAAACGUCUUAUUGAAUUUGAAAUUGCAUGUUGUGAAGUUGAAUAAGAGGAUGACGUGGUCGAAUCAGCCAAUCAGGACCAUUGGAUUAAGCCAUGCGUAAAGCUUUUGUAAGAAGGAUCCUUUCCCGAGUGUAAUGGGACCCUGUACCACCAAGAUUAAUUGAGAUCCUCAACUAAUAGCAGAACCAAGAUUGAGAACCUCAACCAGAACACUCCAACAUUCAUGUAGGAGAGGAGCAUUAAGGCUGCAAGUAUGCAGUAAGCCCUACGAAGCUGCCAGAGCACCUUGCAAGAAUGCCAUGGAAAACUACAUUGUGAAAAACCAGUCUUUGUCUGCUCAAUUGGAGAAUUGUAAUUGCCAAGUUUCACUUAUUUGGAGACAUUUAUGCUCAUGUACAUUAACUGUUGAUUAAAUGUUUGUAUGGUCUAAUUUUUGAGGAAUUUGAUGUAAUAUGAGGAUUUUGGAUUGGUUAUGUUGUAUUUUGAUCAUUUAUGGACUCUUUGAGGCUGUUGUUUAUGUUUUUUGUGGUUUUGUAUCAUGAAUUUGGGAAUAGCAUGGAAUUGGGUAGUUGCUGGAAAUUGUGACAGGCCAAAAUGGAACGGUAUAUAUUUCUGAACAUGGUAGAAAAUUAUUUUGAGGUUAUUCUGUGAUCAGUUAUUUUAGGAUGUCGGCAUUUUUGUUUUAAGUUUGAUGAUAUUUGUAUAGACUUGCUAGUAUUAUCAAGAAACAGGUCAUAUUAAAGAUAUUAUUAACUCAAAUAACAAGACAAAAAAUGUCUAUGAUAUACUGAAAGGAAAAAAGAAAAAAAAGGAAGCAUGAAAAAUAAAAAAAAUAAAUUAACACCACUUACAUUGCAUCUUUCAUGCAAAAAAGGAAGC